Molecule: messenger RNA, 543 nt
Organism: Ilex paraguariensis (yerba mate)
Lineage: Eukaryota; Viridiplantae; Streptophyta; Magnoliopsida; Aquifoliales; Aquifoliaceae
Source: the annotation of a GenBank genome assembly
AUGCCAACGGGCAACGCCAACUAUGCUCCAAAAGGUGGCGCCAUAAAGGACUGUGGGGGAGAUACCAGUUCAAACGACGCCAAAGCUUGUUGGGACUAUUAUGACUCUGAGGUAGUUAGGUCUGGUGGCACUGAUUCCAAAAGCGGCGGUGCCUUUUGUUGGUCGGGCGAUAUUGGUGAGGACGGUCAUGGCGUACAUGACACCGAAAUCCAUGGUGGGCGGCGCCACAUGAAAGAGGCUAACGCUGGAGGUGAUGCCUGUGACAAGGAGGUUAAGGGCUACGUCAGUGCCUACUUAGGGGCACAGGACGACAUCGUGGGAGACGCAUAUAUAUUUGACGCCAGUGGCCUAGCUAAGGGUGGUACAAGUGACUGCUUAGGCUCGUUGGGUGACACCGUCAAAGAGUUUGGUGACGCCGUUAGAGGCGCGGGCGCACUAGGUGGCACUGCCGGAGAUACUGGGAAAUUGCGAGAUGACGCUAUCUGUUGUGCCCACUCUGAUAAAGACAUGGCAAGACGGGCCUUCCCACGGGAAGAGGGAUGA